GAAAACAAGAGCAUUCCUGCAUGUCAAGAUCUCCUAUACCAAUAAAGUCGUGUAUAUUUACCAAGAAAAGUUUAUUGUUCGGAACAUUAAAAAAUAAUAUCCAUGGGAAAGGUCGUGGAUUUUGGCAGAGAGCUUGUGGAGUAAGUGAAAAUAAAAGCCGUGUCCAAUUUGGGUAAGUCCAUUUCCAGCCAUAGAGUACUAGUAGUUUAUAUAACAAAUGUGUAAGAGAAAACUAAGAAAAAAAUUAUUAUGUAAUAUUAUCGGCGGAUACGUAUCGGCAAAAGAUAUUAAAAAACUUGAUCCGCCUCUUCCAUUUUCAUUCGAAGCAACGUUGGAAAUACAAUUUAUUCCUCUUUUCAAAGCCGUGGACUUUGAGCCGCCUUGUUGUGGUGUCUGCCAAAAAAACCUUCUCUUGAGCUUUUGUGUGUUUUCUAAGCCAGAAUGUUGAUAAGUU
Messenger RNA from Spathaspora passalidarum NRRL Y-27907, 454 nucleotides. RefSeq lists its product as uncharacterized. The record is from RefSeq and is a predicted model, not a curated record. The annotation marks the transcript as partial. The transcript has a single exon. Lineage: Eukaryota; Fungi; Ascomycota; Pichiomycetes; Serinales; Debaryomycetaceae.